AUGGCAAAUGUUGCCGCAUUCCGGUACUCUCUGGUAUGUUUAGCCGCAAUUCUAGUGGUUGUCUGGGUGACCACGCAGUCUUUCAAGAAAACGAUGGCCACGUACCUGAUCGGUGUGCUUGGAAUCGCUGGGGUGCUCCUACCCGAUUGGGCUUACUUCGAUCGUGAUUUCUCAAGGUGGACUUCUCCUGUUACUGCACAAGAAAGGGCCUCUCAUAUUGCUCUAAGAUCUGGAUCAACAAGGUUUAGGAUCUAUCCACUGAGAACAGCCAUCUACACGACAGUCUAUGGCUUAGCGCUGUACAAGUGGUGGAUAUUUGUAUCAAGCUAGUAGAAACCUUGGGGUUCGCAUGGACCAUGGUCCCAUCAUCAAUGCUUCCUUAUUUUGGUUUGUUCAAAUGUAUUCUUGGGUUUGCAAGAUUUCAUGUAGUACUAAAUAUGCAGCUAGUGAGUGUUAGUGUCAUUUUUUUUUUUCUCAUGAAUUUUGUCUUUACCACACAAUGGUGAGAACUGAUCAACAAUACUGGCCAAA
Molecule: messenger RNA, 531 nt
Organism: Juglans microcarpa x Juglans regia
Lineage: Eukaryota; Viridiplantae; Streptophyta; Magnoliopsida; Fagales; Juglandaceae
Product: signal peptidase complex-like protein DTM1
Exons: 2
Coding region: 1-330 (109 amino acids)
Biological process (GO): anther wall tapetum development
Cellular component (GO): signal peptidase complex; endoplasmic reticulum membrane
Source: RefSeq, a predicted model, not a curated record